This is a messenger RNA of Linepithema humile (Argentine ant), 4941 nucleotides long. Its product is annotated as protein prickle. The record is from RefSeq and is a predicted model, not a curated record. Lineage: Eukaryota; Metazoa; Arthropoda; Insecta; Hymenoptera; Formicidae. Gene Ontology annotation, molecular function: zinc ion binding.
AGUAUACGGCUCAGUGUCCGCUCGGCCUCAGAACGCCCCGUGCCGGUAGAACGAAGGACGAAACACACUUGGAGAAGGUUUCGAUGCGCGUCGCGCCGCAUUUGUAUUUUCCCCAUCAUUCGCAUUUGCAUUUCCCUCGUCGUCGCGACGACGAGGGAAAACUUGGCACGGAACGCGUCGUCAAACCGCACGCCGAGGAGUGCUUCGGAAAAUAGUGUCGAUUCGCGAGGAACGUGUUGAAAAAAAGCAGACGUUCAACGACCGUGAAGGAUCAUUGACAAGUGACACGCAAUAUAGCGUUAAUACACGCUUGUCGUCCGCAAGUUCAUAAGUUUGCACGAGGCGCGGUGUGUAUCAGUCGGCAUUGGAACCGAGAUGCGAGUUCGAUGUCACGCUAUCGCAUAUCGCGAGCCGUCGGCCGCGAUCUUCUUUGCACGACGCGAUAGGUGUCGCGUAUUAAAACGUUAAUCCGUGCUGCACUACCGGUUACGUGUACAGAUUGGUUCUCAUCCCUCCGACUCGUCCCCCCUUCUCUUCGGCUCUUUCCGUCUUUUUAUUCUACGUCAUCUUUUUCUGUCGCGCUCCUUUCCUCCUAUUGCAGCCGCUUUCGCCGGGAACACUCGGUCCUCUCCCUUUCCGCCUUGUUCUCUCCGAUCAUUCCUCUCCCCUGCACCCCCCAUCGCGUUCUCUCUUUCCCCCUUGCCGUCACCAUUGCCCUUAUUGCUCGAGACCGAGGCAGCGAGUCUGUUCGCGUUUCGCGAGCGCGCGUGCCGAUCGGGAGAGAUGGAGAACGAAUGGCGCGAUCAGCGCGAUGCCGCCGGCGAGACAUUCGCGAGACGACGACAACAACAACGACGACGAUACGGAGCCACAGCAUCGCGCGAUUGAGUCUUCCACUCUCGUAGCGGCUCCAACAUCCGGCGCGAAGCGACUCAAUCGCGACGCGAGACGCCUCUAUUUCGCAAGACAUCUCUGUUCCGCGUCUAUUUCGCACAACGGAACAUCUCUAUUUUACGAAAGGGAACUCUCACUCGCGACUUUGUCGAUGCGAGGAGGACGAGUUUGUGGAGCACGUCGAUGUAACGUUUUUUUCGCACGGGGGGAUGUCAUAGAUGAAUUCAAAACGUAACGAGAGACCGAACGGGCGAUGACCGAGUCGAAAAGCCGUAGGCAUCUUUAUCGUCGCGAUUGACGAGGAAUCGCGAGACAAAAUGUGUUCGAGAAAGGCGCGAGGAGAACGACACGAGGAAAGGUAAAAAGAUUGGAUGUUUCAAUGACGUCUUUUGUGUGUCGAUUAAUAUCGAUUGAUCGAUCGAACUGACAUCGGGGAGAAUAAGAGAAAGCUGAACCGCGCAUCGGCGGCUUUCGUUAAUUCCUUCGAGAAGACUCGAGAGUCUUCGAAUCUCGCGGCGGAAACUGUUUGCAGCGGACAAGCGCCUCGUCGAUGAGCUACGGGCGAGCCUCUUCCAGGAAAGCCGGAAAGCCAGGCUGCGAACGCAAUCAAGAACAUAUACCGCGGCGCGGUGGGAGAGGCAUUUAAUACGCUUAUAUACCCGCCGAAGGGUUUCUACGGGGAACAAAAACCCGAGUGUCUCGAGUGCCCCGAAGCGUCUCCUUAUUAGCUUUUGCGAGAGGACGACUGGCGGUCGCGAAAAGGGACAUAAUAUACCGAGCGGGGGAAGCAGGGAGGAAGAGAGAAUCCCGCCGGCGCUCUCUAGAUUAGAAGGUCUCGCCACAGCGAUUAUUACCGUCGGGGCGGCCGCAUUGUGAAGCAGGAGUAGAAGAACCGCCGGUGGAAAUCGAUCUUAACGACCACCGUCGUCCUCGCAUCGGUCUCCGAGUCCGGAUGUUGUUAUCAGCUUGUUGUCGUCGUCGUCGUCGUCGUCGUCGUCGUCGUUUCCGGCGAGAGGCAGCAUGUCGAGCUUAGCGCGACGAAGACGCACCGUGGUGCUGGGCUCCAAACGAUGGUGGCAGGGUGGAUGCUGGGCGACCAGGAGCCACCAGGAGGCUUACCUGCGAAAGCUUUACGGUCGCAAGAACAACGACGCCCGGACUAGCGUCGGACAGAACGAUGAAGCCGCGACGCAAUCCGGCGGCAUCGACGCGCCCUGGGCAACGCCCGGCGUCGUUUACGAUCUGCCGACCAACACCGCUGACGAGCACUACCUGGACGCGUUCCUGCGAAAUCACGAGAAUGGAGCGAACGUCGACGACGUCGUCGCCGCGAUGGUCGGCUGCUCGGCAUUGGCGACAUCGCGCGCGAGUCCGACGGAGAAGUGCGUCGAGUUUCUGAAGAGCGCCCGUCACGACGACGCCACCAAUUUCGAUCGUCAUGCCGCGGGGGAUGCGGAAUGCGACCGCGUAACAACCGACUGCGGUUCGGUGCACUCGUGUUACGAUGCGACCGCCGCCGGUUGUUCGGAGAAAGUGUGCAGGAGCUGCAGGUGUCCACGAGAGGAGCAUCAGCGGGCUUCAACGGAGACGGGCGGUCCUUCAGGACUCGGCCUGGGCCCGGGACCGCCGAUGGCGAUGGCCAUGGCGUUCCCGAGUGGCGCCGGCGGCGCGCCUCACCAGGAGCCGUUCAAGAGCCCGGUGCAAGCUGCACCGGCCGGCCUGGCGCUGCAGGAGGCCCUGAUGCAGCAUCACCAGAGACAUUCGCAGAGUGACGACGACAGCGGAUGCGCGCUCGAAGAGUACACAUGGGUGCCACCCGGGCUCAGGCCCGACCAGGUGCACCUGUACUUCAGCGCGCUGCCGGAGGACAAGAUCCCGUACGCGGGUAGCGCCGGCGAGCGCGAGCGGGUGAAACAGCUGCUGCAGCAGCUACCGCCGCACGACAACGAGGCGCGUUAUUGCAGCGGCCUGACCGAGGAAGAGAAGCGCGAGCUGCGCGUGUUCGCGGCGCAACGAAAACGCGAAGCACUCGGACGCGGCCACGCGAGUCAGCUCGAGCGGCCGCACGGUGCCGGAUGCCGCGAGUGCGGGCGUGCGAUCGCAGCCGGCGAGAUGGCCGUGGCGGCGAGCCGUGCGGGCCCGGCCGCCCUCUGGCAUCCCGCCUGCUUCGUCUGCUGCGUGUGCCGUCAGCUGCUGGUCGAUCUGAUCUACUUCUGGCGGGACGGCAGGCUUUACUGCGGCCGCCACCACGCCGAGACCCUGAAGCCGCGAUGCUGCGCCUGCGACGAGAUCAUCCUCGCCGAUGAGUGCACCGAGGCGGAAGGCAGAGCGUGGCACAUGCGGCACUUUGCUUGUCUCGAGUGCGACCGACAGCUUGGCGGGCAACGGUACGUGAUGAGGGAGGGUCGGCCGUACUGUCUGCGUUGCUUCGACGCAUCUUUCGCCGAAUACUGCGACAGCUGCGGCGAGCCCAUCGGCGUCGACCAGGGCCAAAUGUCGCACGAGGGUCAGCACUGGCACGCGACCGAGGCUUGCUUCUGCUGCGCUACCUGCCGCGCUUCCCUCCUGGGCCGGCCGUUCUUGCCGCGACGUGGUGCCAUUUACUGCAGCAUAGCGUGCAGCAAGGGGGAACCGCCGACGACACCGAGCGACUCCUCCGCCGGUCCACCGCCACCCCCGCCGUCCUUCCUUAGAAGCGGUAGGAGGCAAGCGACAGUGGCCACAAGCGAAGACUCAUCGAGUCCACCGCCUCCACCUCCACCUCCGCUUCCUCCAGGCUCGAGGCAUACUCUCGGAUCUCCUAGGAGUUCGCCUCGUAUGAUCAGAAGGCAUCAACAAGUUUCCGCUUCUUUGGCGACGACACCCACCCAAAGCGCUCUGAGCCCUGACUUUGUCACCGAAGGCCUUCCUUCCAGCGGUUCCAGACCCAGCGGCCUCGACAGAGUACUUUUGGAACGAAACCUCGAGAGGCUGCUACAGGAACGCGGCUCUCAUUCUGACGAAAAUCGUAGCGAAUUGGGAAGGCUGAUGCAAGCGCGGGAUCGAGAACCCCUCAGAUGCGUCCAGAAUUGCACGCCUUCCCAUGCGUCAAGCAUGCCAGAACUGCCGCCACCCCCGCGGCCGUCGUCGGGAGCGUCAGUCUCAGUGUCGACAUCGACCGCUGGCGCAGCGUCCCCGAACGCAUUGGCGCCAGAGCCGACGACAUCGCCGGUGAACUCCGCGAUCGGAGCCAGUCAGACGGAUCCACCGACGCCGACGUCGCGGCGCGUGCGAUUCCAAGGGGAUCUGGAUGUCAAUGAUCACGGCGUGACAUCGCGCAUCCCCCUCUCGCCAAUGAACGAGCAGAACUCGUCGUCAUCGCCUUCCCCACCGCCGACGUCGCUCUCGAGAACGAAUGUAUCUCGAUCAAGGAGUUUACAGGCCGACGAAGUUGCCAGCACGUCUACUUGGGGAACUGCAGGUACGUCCAGAUCGAGAAUGGACGGCGAAGAUGACGACGCUGAAAGUUGUUGCUCGACGUGUAGUUCGUCCAGCAGCUCGGACGAAGCAACGGCUUACGCACUGCCUCCUCGAAGAGCUUACGGCGGCGUUCGGAUUUCCUACGUGCCGAACGACGCGGUGGCAUGCGCGCGAAAACGCACGCCCACCUCUUCGUCGUUGUCGAAUCAAGCUCAGAGGGACACUGAAAAAUGCGUCAUAUCUUGAUGACUCCUCCGAUGCUCUAAAAGUUUCGACGUCGUUAUGUCGUUGUGAUGAUCGGGGAGAAAACGAGAGAAGCGACGUUAGAAAAACAGAGUUCCUACGCAGUGGACGCACUUUUCAUAUAUUUCAAAGCGUUGUUGACGUCUGCGACAUCGCAGUACGAUUUGCACGCGCGUGCGAAGCGACAUGGACACGUCUGGUAACGUGAAAACAAUACUCAAUUUACUUGUGUAAAUAUUGCAAGCUCUCUUCCGGGACAAUCGCCGCAUCGUUCAAGCGCAGGUGCGUUCGUCUCUAUUUUUAAUACUCCAUUAAUGUAUUUGAUAAUAAUAACGAUGACAAUGA